UGUUCCAACAAAAAAAAAGAAUGAAACUUUUAUACUUCAUAAAACGCACUAUUUCCUAACCCUUCACAUCUUUGAUCUUACCUUCCAGGCUUCCACAAGACCACAACCACCCACCAAAAUUCCAAAAUCUUUUCAAUUCAUAUUACUGAUGGAAGCUUCGACUUGUAGACUCUAGUUAUUUCAAUUUUCAAGCCAAACGAAGAGUUUUUGUGCUAUGGCUGUCGUUUCAAGAGUAAGUAAUGUCGUUUCAAAACAUAAAGAGCUGGAGUGGGACCACGUAGCUGGUCGUCGGAGAAUAGGCUCGUUUUUCGAGAGUAUAGGAAAAUAUGCCGUCGAUUUUUCCGUCAACUUGACAACCAAAGGAAGAAAAGGUUUCAUGCAGUUGCAUAAAACAGUGCAAGAAUUAAAGGUCGGAGCCCCCUUAAACGAGUGUAACGACCAGGAGAAGCAGAAGCCUGAUGCUCUCUUAAAGUCAGAAAAUGAGGUCAGCAAGAUGGAGAAGAUGCAGGAAGAGAUGACACUUAAAAAUGGGAUAUCUACAGAAAAGCUGGAACCAAUCUCAUCCAAGAAGUUUCCGCCUAAGCAGGUAGAGGAAAAAGAAAUUCUAAAUCCAAGCAGGAAAAAAAUUAUGAUUCGAUCCCGUCUAUGAGGAGAGAAUUCGUGCCAUGUUUCAUUCAGUAAUAUGUGACAUAUAUCACAAUUGCUUCUAUAAGCAUGAUCCAUGAUUGGAUUGUUAUGGCUUUGUGUUGGAUGAGAUAAAUGAGCCUGCAAAAGUUUAUGAUGUUGUAAUGUAUAUGAUGUUUUAAAGCUGAAGAUGUGGAGAGAUUGAAAGCAACCUGUAAUGAGGUAUAGUGGCUUUUUACAUCCAGAAUAAAAUUAUGUUCGUGUUCUAGUCAUUGAACUAUAAUGGCUUGAUGUAUAUUUCAAGGCCUCAAAUCUCAAUUGUACAAUAUAUAUGUAUUUGUCUGAGUCAA
Messenger RNA from Beta vulgaris subsp. vulgaris (sugar beet), 974 nucleotides. RefSeq lists its product as hypothetical. The record is from RefSeq and is a predicted model, not a curated record. The transcript is spliced from 2 exons. Lineage: Eukaryota; Viridiplantae; Streptophyta; Magnoliopsida; Caryophyllales; Amaranthaceae. Bases 215 to 649 code for a protein of 144 amino acids.